GCGGAGCCGGGCUUGGGCUGAACAUUGGCCCCUACUGGACUGCCGGGACGAAGCCGCGUAAGUUGCAGACCGGACCGGACGGCUGCAGCGCUGACGUGGUUCCCGGAAGUGGGGUUGGCGCAGGGUCGCCAUGUUGUCUCAGGACAGCAAUGAUGACACUGAAGAUGUUUCAUUGUUUGAUGCAGAAGAAGAGACAACUAAUAGACCAAGAAAAUCAAAAAUCCGACAUCCAGUGGCAUCAUUUUUCCAUUUGUUCUUCCGAGUCAGUGCCAUUAUAGUCUAUCUUCUCUGUGAAUUGCUCAGUAGCAGCUUUAUUGCCUGUAUGGUGACAAUUAUCUUGUUGUUGUCAUGUGACUUUUGGGCAGUAAAGAAUGUCACAGGUAGACUGAUGGUUGGCCUUCGAUGGUGGAAUCAUAUUGAUGAGGAUGGAAAGAGUCAUUGGGUGUUUGAAUCCAGAAAGGCAUCUCCUCAGGAGAAUAAAACUGUUUCAGAGGCUGAAUCAAGAAUCUUUUGGUUAGGACUGAUUGCCUGUCCAGUGCUGUGGGUGAUAUUUGCCUUUAGUGCUCUCUUCUCCUUCAGAGUAAAGUGGUUGGCUGUUGUUAUCAUGGGUGUGGUGUUACAGGGUGCCAACCUGUAUGGUUACAUCAGGUGCAAAGUGGGCAGCCGGAAGAAUUUAACCAGCAUGGCUACCUCGUAUCUUGGAAAGCAGUUUUUAAAACAAAACACCGGAGAUGAGCAGACUUCUUGAAUAAAGAGAAAGCUUAUGUAUCCUGUGAUAUUGGGAAAUGGCUGAAGAGAUUCUUGAUUAUGAACUGUUUAUAGCUCAGUCCAGUUGCAAAGAGAAUCAUUGGUUCUUUUGUUUGUUUUGUUUUUGUUUGUUUUCACUGAGAAAGUUACUAUGAAAACUUUUUCUAAAAAAAUUUUAUUUUCUUUUUCUAGUAGUUGAGACUGGGAAGUAUGGUAUCACUAGAAACAUUGUCAGAAUUUAUUUUAUGGUGUACAUAUGUAUGCAUAGUAAUGUAUCAGUAUAUCCCAAAUUAAUGUGUUCAUUUACAUAAUGUUAGAGAUGUUUGUAAUUUGAUCCAUAGAACAGGAUAUUCUUAGUCUAUCUCAGAGGUAUGUGUGUUUACAUACUAUUUCUGUAGGUUAUCUUCAGAAGUAAGUUGAUUCCAUGGUUAAGAGUAAGCACUUAGCUUGUGUAUGAGUUAGAAAAGUUAGAAAAUAUUGUUAAUUUUUAAUAUAUACUUCAUGUUGAAAUUGCUUACCUUAGACAUGCACAAGUGAAAACCAAAUUCAGGCUGGUAGUGUUAACUAGUUUCUAAAAUUUUCUUUUAUUUUUAUACUUACUGAAGGCCUCAAUAAUAAAUGGAAUCUUUAUGUUUAAAGGAUACCCAGGGAUUGCUGCUGUUCUAUUUAUUUCAUGGAAAGGAUAGCCAGAUUUUAUUUUGGAAAUUCCUGGAAAUUCUUCAGUGGUCUUUGGAUUAAUAAAAUCUUUUAUUACUAAAUAAAUAUUAUUCUUAUGUCAUAGUAAGAAUAAUCAUUUAAAUACUUGGCAUAGUAAAUGCCUAAAAGACAUUUUAUUUUAUGAAUCUAUUUUUUUCUUGCUAUAAUGGGGAUAUUGUAAAUCUUACAUUUGUAUUAAUAAUAUUUCUCAAGGCAAUAUAUGUAACUGUAAACUAAACCAAUCUACAAAUUAUCGUAGGCAUCUGAAAAUUCUGUAGUAUGUACUGGAAACUUUGUUGGAGUCUUUUAAUCAGCAGAUUAUGUUGUGAGUGUGUUUGUACAUUGUUAAAAUAUUUUUAAAGAUGUUUUGUUUUAGUUAAAUAAAUGUCUUUGUUGGA
Molecule: messenger RNA, 1841 nt
Organism: Sciurus carolinensis (gray squirrel)
Lineage: Eukaryota; Metazoa; Chordata; Mammalia; Rodentia; Sciuridae
Gene: Tvp23c
Product: trans-golgi network vesicle protein 23 homolog C
Exons: 7
Coding region: 131-748 (205 amino acids)
Biological process (GO): protein secretion; vesicle-mediated transport
Cellular component (GO): Golgi membrane
Source: RefSeq, a predicted model, not a curated record